AUGGAUUUUGAUCAAUCCGAACGCCAUUACAUCGGCAAUCUUCUAGAUGAAGAUCCAUCCAGUCCACGCAAAAACGGUAUUUUAUCGAUUAUUGAUUUGAAUUCUUGAUUUAGAUCCAGCUCAAACCUCAGCUACACCUUCGGCCAGGUCCGUAAAGGAGUAUCCAUCUGCGGUACGAGAGUUUUCAUCUCUUUCGAAUGGACCUACUCCUUUAUUAUCAAGUAGUUCAUCUGUUCUCUUGAAUAAUAAUGUCGGUCCUUCUCCAAAUCAGUCUUUUUGGCCGGAGCCUCCUCCGCCUUAUACUCCACCAAUGGGGAUGGCUUCAGUCGCGUUUGGAGGUUGGGAUGGGACGAGUUUGUAUAACAACAAUGGAUUCGGAUAUACUGGGUUUCCCCAUUCUCAAACACCGCCGUUCUAUCAAUUGGAUAACAAAUAUUACGAACAGUGUUAUUCAUCUUUAAUGAGACCUUUUGAUGGUGUUUCGGUGAGUGCUGUUUGGAUUUUCAUUAUUUACUCUGACAUUUAUUACAUGAAUAAAUUUGAAUGUGUUUUCAGGAAAAGUUUAAGAAACAGCAAUUAAAAAGAUUCAGAAAGAACCGAUCGAGGAAUAAUUUGAGUCAGGGAUCCGCGAACUCAGCGGGAACCUCGGAUGGUAUGUAUUCGCCCACAAUUAUUAAUUCUGAAUUUAGCUUUGAAACCUCUGAGUCGAAGAUCGAGUGAGUUGUCCAUCAAGAGUCAGAUCAAGAAGGAAUCGAAGGCUUCCAUCCAGUCGAAGAAAGGUCCAUGCCUUCCCCAAUUAACUGUCAAAGAACAAGAAAGGCCGAAGAAAACGGUUAUUGGAUGGAAUCCGAUCGAAUCGGAUAUUAGAACUAUCAAAAGCGCGCCAGUUGGAUCUUCAAAAUUUCCUGACUUUAAACAAGAAAAGAAAACGGAGACGCAAAAGACCAGUAGCAAGAAAAAGAGUAAUAGUGGGAGUAAACAAAAGACGACUAAUCUAGCUGUAAGCAAGGAUAAUAUCGUUGUCAAGAAGGUUAGCGAGGAAAGAAAGAGUAGGUCGUCUUCAAAAGACAGUUCUACUAAAGAGAAGAUUGUUAAACCGAGAAAAUCUGAAAGUCAGAACAGCAAGAAAGGUAAGGGUUGAUGUUCAUAUCUAAUUGAUCUUAUUUUAGAUGGCGAGAAUGAUAUUGAUUUUGAAAAAUUGGAAGAAUUGCCUAUUCGAGGGAAGUUUGUCGACAAAUCGAGCGAUGAAAUCAAGGAUGGAUAUGUUUGUGAGAAGAACAAUGGACUUCCCAGAUAUUUCGUCCUCUUCAUCACCGUGUUGUCCAAUAUGACCAUCAAUUUGGUGCUCAAGCAGACCUUCAAUAUAAUUCUUUUGGUCUUGACAGCGUAGGUGCUUAAUAUAUUUCUUUUUGAAUUUGUUUCUUUAGAAUUUAUUUUGCCUUAUAUUCCAUCUACGAAUUGUUCUCCAAUUCGAUAAAAUCUGCUUUGAAAUGGUCGAUUAUUUAUGGAGAUCUGACGUUGGACUAUAUCCAUCUCUGGUAUGAUGGAUAUCUGAAAUCCGAUAACUGCGGUACGAAGAAGAAGUACAUUGGACUCGAAUAUAAUGUCCCCUUGCCGCUCUCCGUUCACGAAGCUAUUAAUCGCUUAUGCAAUUUGGACCGAUUGGACGCGUUUUCUGUCCUCGGUCUCAAAUAUUCGAAUAAUAUCGGCGAAGUCAUUAACACCCGAAAUGCAAUUGUCAGCUUUUUACGAUCGGAAAAGGUGAUUUUUUUGUUCUUCGGCCCCAUUUCUGCGGAAAUAUAAAUGCAUUUCGUGUACGAUCCUUUCUUCUUCGGCCUCUUUGUCAGUUGAAUUCGUUUCAGAAUUUUUACCCAGCAAUCGAAUGUGCGAUUGCCUUGGUGAACAAAGCCGCGGACUCUUUAUGCUUAUUGGAUGGCUGCAAAAAGUAUUACGAUGACUUUUCAAAAGUAAGACUGUCUAAAAUAAUAUGAUUUUUACGUAAUUUUAGUUUGAUAAAAAUUUGUUCUACGAAUAUCUAAAGCUCCGCGCCAUUGUCCACAAUGCCGAUUACUACUUUGGCUGUGAAUGUGGGGUAGCUCACCGGGUGUACAGGGUCAGAGGAGCUCCUUUGAGAUUCUGUCAGAAGUGUCGCUGCUUUCACACGGCCAGAAAUAGAGACGUGUGGAUGGAGGCGCGAAUGUAUGGCCUCUCCUGGACUGCCUAUGCGUGUGUCGACAACGCUGUUUAUGAUAUUAUAGAUUGGAUCAGUUGCUCUGUAGGUUUUUUCGGUUUUAAUAUUAAUUUUAAUAAUUUUUGUUAUGUGUGGAAUAAAAAUUGUGUUGUUUUAGCACAACUACAUCAAGAAUCCCCGAAUAAACUCGCACAUGACCCUCUUCCAACUCAAGAAGUCUGAUAUAAUCCCUCCACUCUCUGUAAUGUCCCACAAUGGAAUGAAAAUCAUCUCUCUGCUUUGCCCCCACAAGUUACCCUCGGCAUAUUGCGCGGUACAAAAGAACGGGAUCUGUCUUCGCUGCGAGUCCUGUGUGCUCUGUCAUGGUCGGUUCAAGGAUGUGGAUCUAGAACAAGAGCCCGAUCUGAUCAUGAUCGGGGUCUUCGAAGUGCUCUCCACUUGUUCUAAUGUCAUCGAUUACUCGAUGCUGGAACGACCCAAGAAGGCGGGCCGUCGAAGAUAG
Bursaphelenchus xylophilus (pine wood nematode) is the source of this 2693-nucleotide messenger RNA. The record is from the annotation of a GenBank genome assembly. NCBI's taxonomy places the organism in Eukaryota, Metazoa, Nematoda, Chromadorea, Rhabditida, Aphelenchoididae.